UUCAGAAUUAAUUUCUCUUAUAAUUUUAUUUAUUUUACUAUAAAAUAAUUAAAUAUAUUAUUUUGUUUUUCAUCAAUUACAUGCAUUGUUACUUUUAAUUUAAAAUAUAUAACACGCGUAUGCCGGUAGAAUCAUUAAAAUUUUAUUUCGCAACAAGUCGGCGGCUGGUUUAGUAACUACAAUCUGCAUUUGAUGAUUAAAAUGAAAAUGUUAUUUAAAAAACGUGUCUUUUUUAGUAGAUUUAGAUUAAAAAACAGAUAUUUCUCGUCACAGUCUAAUGCAGGGGAAACGGAUAUUGCCUUUUCAAAUGGAACAACAUUGAAUAUUGUAACUGGAAAAUAUGCUCGGUUUGCUGACGGUGCCUGUGUGGCCACUCUUGGUCAAACCAGCAUCCUGUCAACAGUUGUCUCCAAAGCUAAGCAGAGCUCCAGCAAUUUCCUGCCACUGGUGGUUGACUACAGACAAAAAGCUGCUGCAGCAGGGAGAAUACCAACCAACUUCUUGAGGAGGGAAUUAGGUCCAACAGAAAGGGAAAUCCUAACGUCGCGUCUCAUAGAUCGCUCGCUGCGACCUCUAUUCCCUCAGAACUAUUACUAUGACACGCAGAUAGUAUGUAAUAUGCUUGCAAUGGACGCGACAAACCCCCCUGAAACGAUCGCCGUGAACGCUGCGAGUGCCGCGUUAGCACUUUCUGAUGUACCUUGGAAUGGACCUGUUGGUGCAGUCAGAUUGGGCUAUAUUGACAAUGAGAUAAUCAUUAAUCCAACGCGUAAAGAUUUGGAAAAGUCAAAUUUGAAUUUAGUAGUGGCAGCAACCAAUAGCAACCUGGUCGUGAUGCUGGAGGGUAGCGCUGGGGAUAUCUUACAACAGGAUCUACUGAAAGCAAUCAAAUUAGGCACCAAAGAAGCACAACACAUAGUCAGAGGCAUCGAGAAAUUACGAAAAGACCAUGGGAAAAUGAAACGGGAGUACGAACUGCCGUUACCACUGGAACAAAGCAUAAUUGAUAACAUUAAGACUUUAUCUACCAUGAAAAUAAGAGAAAUACUUAGUGAUCAUUCGCACGACAAGCUGUCCAGAGACAUGGCCAUCUCUGAACUGCGGCAGACAGUGCUCAACCAGCUCAGGGAUACGCAAGCGGAUGUGGGACUACUGCAGGACUAUUUCAAUACCCACCUGAAGCAGAUAUUUCGGGAUAUGAUAUUUGAAAGUGACACACGCUGUGAUGGAAGACAUUUAGAUGAACUUAGGAAGAUUAGUUGCCAGGUAUCUUUGUAUGAACCACUGCAUGGUAGCGCGUUGUUCCAACGCGGACAGACCCAGGUGAUGGCGACUGUCGCGUUCGACUCACCAGACAGUGCUCUCAAGAUGGACACCCUCACCAUGCUCACCAGUGGUAUAAAGGAGAAGAGCUUCUUCCUGCACUACGAGUUCCCGGGGUACGCGACGGGUGAGGUGUCCCGCGGCGGAGCACCCGGGCGGCGCGAGGCGGGCCACGGAGCCCUGGCCGAGCGGGGACUGCUGCCUGUAGUGCCGCACCAGCCCUACACGCUGCGGCUCACUGCUGAGGUUCUCGAGUCCAACGGGUCUAGUUCGAUGGCGUCUGUUUGUGGCGGCUCGCUGGCGCUACUGGACGCAGGGGUGGCGUUGUCGGCCCCGGCUGCAGGUGUGGCCAUCGGCCUCGUGUCGCGGUACGAAGGUUCGAACCUCGCCGACUACAGAAUACUGACUGAUUUGUUAGGUAUAGAAGAUUACAUGGGAGAUAUGGACUUCAAAGUAGCAGGAACGAAGAAGGGGAUCACAGCGCUCCAAGCUGACGUGAAGAUACCAGGACUGCCUCUCAAAGUAGUUAUGGAGUCAGUGCAAAAAGCUUGCGACGCGAAGAGCAAGAUCAUUGAUAUUAUGAAUCAGUGUAUCGAUAAACCUAGACAAACGCGCAAGGAGAAUAUGCCUGUGAUAGAAGAGAUGCAGGUUGAGGUCCACAAGAGACCGCGGCUGGUCGGACUCGGGGGUAUCAAUUUAAAAAGGCUGUAUGUCGAAACUGGAGUGCAGGUGACUCCAGUAGAUGAAACUAAGUACACCAUAUUCGCACCAUCUCAAGCAGCCAUGGACGAGGCGAGGGCGCGUAUAGCCGAGUGGCUGACGACAGAACGGACGCCAGAACUUGAAUUUGGUGCUAUAUACAAAGCCAAAGUGGUCGAAGUCAGGGAUAUUGGAGUAUUAGUAACGUUAUACCCAAGUAUGCCGCCAGCUUUAGUUCACAAUUCACAAUUGGAUCACAGAAAGAUAAUGCACCCAUCCGCGCUCGGUCUGGACGUGGGCUCCGAGAUCCAGGUGAAGUACUUCGGGCGGGAUCCGGUGUCCGGGCAGCUGCGACUCUCCAAGAAGGUGCUCACUUCACCGCCACCAGCACACGUGAAGAAACUCGACAAGAGCCUCGACUGAACCUAUAGAAAUACUGUGAUAGUGUAGAUUAAGAACGUGUAUACAUAUGUACUAUGUUUAUUUAACCCAGGACAAUUCACACAAGGCCAAACUAAGCAGAGCUUGUAUUAUGGGUUGUAGAUAACUGAUAUUAAAACAUAGAUUCAAUUUCCCUUUUUGUAAAUACGUAUAUAAUAUACCUAGAAAAA
Molecule: messenger RNA, 2633 nt
Organism: Achroia grisella
Lineage: Eukaryota; Metazoa; Arthropoda; Insecta; Lepidoptera; Pyralidae
Gene: PNPase
Product: polyribonucleotide nucleotidyltransferase 1, mitochondrial
Exons: 13
Coding region: 193-2445 (750 amino acids)
Biological process (GO): mitochondrial mRNA catabolic process; mitochondrial RNA 3'-end processing
Cellular component (GO): mitochondrion; cytosol
Molecular function (GO): RNA binding; polyribonucleotide nucleotidyltransferase activity; 3'-5'-RNA exonuclease activity
Source: RefSeq, a predicted model, not a curated record